Messenger RNA from Acanthopagrus latus (yellowfin seabream), 2022 nucleotides. RefSeq names its product syntaxin 2b (gene stx2b). Lineage: Eukaryota; Metazoa; Chordata; Actinopteri; Spariformes; Sparidae. Gene Ontology annotation, cellular component: synaptic vesicle; plasma membrane; endomembrane system. Gene Ontology annotation, biological process: exocytosis; intracellular protein transport; synaptic vesicle fusion to presynaptic active zone membrane. The coding region runs from base 219 to 1103 and encodes 294 amino acids. The record is from RefSeq and is a predicted model, not a curated record. The transcript has 11 exons. Gene Ontology annotation, molecular function: SNAP receptor activity; SNARE binding.
UGCGGUGAGUGCGAUCGACCCAGCGAGGAGCGCCAGCACAGCCGCGUCAGUUGGACGGGACUUUUCAGAGCAGUUUGGAACUUUUAACCCCCCCAAUCGUCUGCUGAUGUCCGCAGUAAGGUGGCCUCACGUCGUCCCUCUGCGACCGGACAGUGACAGGAUGACCCAGCGGCUGAUCCACUAGAGUUAUCCUGGCAGGAGACGAGCCGAUCGCUGGGAUGAAGGAUCGCCUGGCAGAACUGACUGCUAGCAGGACAGCAGCGGAGGAGGAUGUUGCGGUCGCGGUGGACAGAGAUGGCUUCUUCAUGGAGAGCUUUUUCAGGAGGGUGGAAGAAGUUCGAGGACUCAUCGACAAGAUCGACUAUCAAGUGGAGGAGGUGAAGAAGAUGCACAGCACGAUCCUGUCUGCACCCAACCCAGGCGACAGAACAAAGGAUCAGCUGGGCGCUCUGACCAACGACAUCAAAGGAAACGCCAAUGUGGUGCGAACUAAACUAAAAUCCAUGGAGCAAAGCAUGCCGAAAGAUGACAUAGCCAACAGAGCCUCUGUUGACUUCAGGAUCCAGAGAACACAGCAUACAGUGCUGUCCAGGAAGUUUGUGGAGGUCAUGACAAAGUACAACGAGACGCAAGUGUCGUUUCGGGAAAGAAGCAAAGGAAGGAUCCAGAGACAGCUGGAGAUAACUGGAAGAGUGACCACCAACGAAGAACUAGAGGACAUGUUAGAAAGUGGAAAUCCAUCAAUCUUCACCUCUGAUAUCAUUUCUGACUCCCAGAUAACACGUCAGGCCCUGAAUGAGAUCGAGUCGAGACACCAGGACAUCAUGCGUUUGGAGUCAAGCAUCAGAGAGCUCCAUGCAAUGUUCAUGGACAUGGCAAUGCUGGUAGAAACUCAGGGAGAAAUGGUGAACAACAUUGAGAAGAACGUGUCCAAUGCAGCUGAAUAUAUUUGUAGUGCGAAGGAAGAGACCAAAAAAGCAGUGAGAUACCAGAAGAAAUCCCGGAGGAAAUACAUAAUCCUUGCCUUUGCUCUGCUGAUCCUGCUUGCUGUCAUUGCACUUAUUGUUGGCCUGUCUGUUGGACUAACCAAACCACCUGAAUGAGAACGACUGUGAGAAACUUCUCUGCCUCGCCAUGUGUGGGGCCGCAGUUCUCCUCCUCCUGCUCAUCAUCAUAGUUGGAGUCUUUGAAUGAUGGCUUUCAGGGUUCACACCCUCACAGUGGCAUUCAGCUCCUGCAGUGAUGACGCUCAGAUCAACAUGAUAAUAAGACAAGUCAUUCACUAUCCAACAGCAUUACAGAGAGGACCACAGCGCAGUAUAGCCGCUGUGGUCCACUUUGCACCAGUAACGUCCGACCUCAUGACACACUGUUCCGGAUAUAAAGAGUUUUGAACAGUGUGUGUUCUGUUUCGCUGUCACUUUUUCAGGUUGGGUUUAAUUUUUUCUUGGUCUAAUCACUCUUAAGAAAUAGUUUGACAUUUUGGGCAGUAAUCAUAUUAACCUUCUUGCUGAGACCUUUAUGAGAAGAUACAUACAUCUCAUAGUUCUGUGCAUAUUAUCAGCAGCCGGAUAGCUUAAAAAGGUCCCAAAUUGUAGAAAUUGAGAUUUUCCAGUCUUUUUGAUUAUACAUAAACAAAACAAAACAAAUGAACAUAAUAUGGGGCCUUUAAUGCUGGAGUGUUAUGUGUCAGGUGAAUCUCAUCAAACUCUUCCCAGGAGGGUUAAUAAGUGUUUGUUUUUUCUCAAAAUGUUGAACUAUUGAUUUCAUAUGUAAAUAUCUAUUUUGACAGUCUAUUGCCCUUUAUAAAGUUGUAUAAUUUGUGUUUACAUGUUUAAGUGUAUGCUCUGUAUGUUCUUGUUGUUUUUAUAUUUUCUGUAAUUCAUGUGAAUUGAAUGUGAAACCGCUAAAGCUAGGGAGUCCCUCGGAGUUGGAAAAAAAAUGUGAAAAAACAAAAAAAAAAUCACUGUAAGCGUUCCUAGACAAAUAUUUUGAGAUCAACUGAAUGGAAUUCCCUAUUUU